Messenger RNA from Pseudogymnoascus destructans, 2235 nucleotides. RefSeq lists its product as uncharacterized. The transcript is spliced from 3 exons. NCBI's taxonomy places the organism in Eukaryota, Fungi, Ascomycota, Leotiomycetes, Thelebolales, Thelebolaceae. The coding region runs from base 417 to 1964 and encodes 515 amino acids. The record is from RefSeq and is a predicted model, not a curated record.
AUUAUAUACUCGUCCAUAUUCUUAUAUAUUAUAUACUCCUACAUAACUUAUUCUUAUAUAUUAUUGGGUAUUCUUGCUGUAUAUAGCCUGGUCUAAACCCUUUUCGUACGAGGCUACUCUAGACGUACCAGGAGCCGGGCAUCGCUUACUGUACCUUCAUAUUUCUUGGCUCCAAUUUCUUAUCCAUAACACAUACACGGACAGAGACUAUUGCCCCUUCCAGACAAAUCCAGAGAGAUUCUGCCUUUCUUUUUGUUUCCUUGCGCUGUGCUUGUACAUUAAUUUGCUGCGAGUUGCCACCACGGUCGCGACAAAUCGAUGAGUUCCUGAACCAGCCAACCCAUCGUCCUACUGCCGUUACGUUCGGCCCUCGAAACCAGAAGCCGCCGCAUUCGAGUUAAACCUCAUAAGAGACCAUGGCAUUUGCCAGCACCUCGCGGGCAAUAUGGCUCAGCACCCUCGUCAUCAUCAUCUGUCUCUAUUUCACCCUUAAUUCCGAAACUUUCAAUGGCAGCACCAUCAUCCGCGUAGGGGGCAAUACCCAGGCGCCCUUCGUCGAAACCCCUUUCACCCCCGAAGAAGCCUCCUGCAAAAAGCUGGGCAUGAUCAAAGAGGCCUCGUGCCCCGUCCCCGAGACCCCCUUUUUCAAGGCCCUCGACUCGGCCAAGACGCCCGACGACCAGCGCCCGCUCAUCACCUACGCAUACCACGAAACGGAGUUCGCGCGCGCCAAUCUCAAGUUCUUCGUGGACCACGCGCUGCACGAUGCGGCGGAUUUCAUCUUCAUCCUCAACGGCGACACGGACGCGGACACGAGCAUCAUCUUCGCAGAGCCCGAUGUCCCAGAGGACCUUCGCGACCUUCUUCCCAGGCGCGACAAGAAGAACAUCUUUGUUAAGAAGCGGCCAAACACCUGCUUCGAUCUGGGCGCGCACAAUGAGGUUCUCAAUAGCGUGCUCGGGGGCGAGGGAUGGAUCGGCAAGGAUGGACCCAUUAAGGAACCCAAGGGAAUGGUGAGCGCGGGGGAUAACAUGCUGUUGAGGAAUAAAUAUAAGCGCUACAUUCUUAUGAAUGCCAGUAUCCGUGGCCCAUUCGUGCCUCGCUGGAGCACCCAGUGCUGGACCGACUCCUACCUCAACCGUCUAACCGACAAGAUCAAGCUCGUUGGCAUGUCCUACAACUGCCACAACGGCGAGGGCCACAUCCAAUCCAUGAUCUGGGCGACCGACCACACCGGGCUGCAGCACAUCCUCACCAAAGCCGGCAUCGGCGAGUGCUUUGGCGCGAUGGCCGACACCAUGUUGGCGGAAGUGCGCACGACGCAGGUCCUCCGUGACGUGGGCUUCGAGGUCGACAACUUCAUGAGCGUCUACCACAGCGAGAACCGCGCGGCCAAGUACGCGCGCAUGCGCGCUAAGAAGGCGAAGGGGAUUAAGCAGUUUAAGCGCGGUGAGGUCGAGUCCGGCGCGGCCGAGGAGGGCGCAAAGGUGAAGCGCGAGACGGAGGAGGAGGCUAAGGCUAAGGAUGCUGAGGCGGGGGCUAAGAAGGAGAAGGAGGAGGUGGAGGCGAAGGCGAAGAAAGAAAACAAAGCCGCAGCUGAAGCCGCAAAGACAGCAUCAACCCACAUCCCCACCGCCUCUGAAGUCGCCGCCGCCAAAGCCGCCGAGGAAGAGCGCAUCCGCCAAGAAAAAGAAGCCAAAGCGGCCGCCGAAGAGAAGGCGCGGAUCCAGAAGGAGAAGAACGACAAGCUCCUCCUGAUCGAGGAUAACGAAAUGCCGGGCUACUUCUGGCGGGAGUGCAAGGACGAGGAUUGGUUGGGGGCGGGGAGCUACUUUGGGACGUUCGUGCAUCCGUAUGAGAAUCUGUUUAUGAAGAGUCAUCGCAAGAUUGAGGAUACGGUGCUGGAUAAUUUGACGAAGUGGCAUGAUGGGUGGGGGUAUGAGAGUUAUGAUGUUUGUUUUUAGAGGGGGUGGGGGAAGGGGGAGGAAGUAAUUAUUGAUGUUUGUGGGAUUGGCGUUUUGGAAGGAGCGGCAUGUGUGUGGUGGUGGCUGAGGAUGGGGGAGGAUUGUUUCCCUCGCCGUUUGGGCUGUUUGGUUGUGUAUGAUGCAUCUAAUUUUUGAUUUUUUUUUAGACGUGGGAUAUGGCUUCUUGAAGGGAAGGUGGUGGUGGUGGUAGAAAAAGAGUGUAUUAUGAGAUAUAUAUCGACUACCUAGCUAUUGUGCUGAUAUUGACGAU